This is a messenger RNA of Sipha flava (yellow sugarcane aphid), 584 nucleotides long. RefSeq names its product coiled-coil domain-containing protein 86. The record is from RefSeq and is a predicted model, not a curated record. Bases 166 to 531 code for a protein of 121 amino acids. The transcript has 3 exons. NCBI's taxonomy places the organism in Eukaryota, Metazoa, Arthropoda, Insecta, Hemiptera, Aphididae. Gene Ontology annotation, cellular component: nucleolus.
GAUACUUUUAUAUAUAUUGGCAACCAGUGACAAUCUUGAUUAAUCGUUUAUAUAUCAUUGUAUAUCAAUACCACAAUGAUUAUUGAUAAGAACCACGUGAAACAUGGACAUGAAUACUAUUAUAAAAUUCACAAGCACUUUUUGAAUAGGUUCUAGUAAUUUAAGAUGUCUAAAGAAACAACAAUUGUGGAAGUACGAGGUAUGCCCAAAUGUGGACGAUUUUGGAAAACUCCUAAAACUAAGUUUUCAUCCAUUAAUAAAACUAAAGGAUUGAAAUUGUCAUAUGAACGUAAACAAAAAUUAAGAGAAGACAUUAAAAAAACUAGAGAAUUAUCUAGAUCCUUGAUUAAUGAACGAAACGCUGAAAAUGAAGCUAGAAAAGAAAGAAGAAGAGAAAACAUCAAACGGCGUGCUGAAAAUCAAAAGAAGUCUGAAGUUGUUCAACUGAUUAAAAAUCCUGCGAAGAUUAAGAGAAUGAGGAAAAAAGCAUUAAGGCAAAUUGAAAAAAGAGAUACAUUAAAUAUGAAAUAAUAUGUCAACAGAUUUUAUUAUUUCUGAAAUAUAAUAAAUAAUUGUAAAAAUUA